AAAGUGACAACUCUUAAAAGUUACUGCAAAAAUGGGAAAACACGAUAAGGAAGCAUUUUCGCUUAACACGAUAAGGCAAAGUGGCCAUGCAUUGCUUGGCUUCUACUUUCCCGGUUCAUCUUUGAAGUAACGGUUGCAACCAUUUCCACUUGCUAGAAGAAGACAACGUUCUCCUGAGAUUCCCACUCCGGCCAUGGCUGUUCGAAGGCUUUCCUCUCUGCUUUCUCGCUCUCUGUCGACUUCUUUGCUUCACUCUCCAGGAAGAAUCUGUGGUAGGUGGAGCAACUUGAACAGAUUUAGCACUGCAGCAGCAGCAGAGGAAUUAAUUAGUCCCCAAGUUGAGAUAAGUUACACACAGCAUCUAAUAAAUGGCCGAUUUGCCGAUGCGGCUUCAGGGAAAACUUUUCCAGCAUAUGAUCCACGCACAGCAGAAGUGAUUGCUCAUGUUGCUGAAGGUGAUGCUGAAGAUAUCAAUCGUGCAGUGUCAGCAGCUCGCAAGGCCUUCGAUGAAGGACCUUGGCCAAAAAUGACUGCUUAUGAAAGAUGUCGGAUAUUGCUGCGAUUUGCUGAUCUGGUCGAGAAGCACAGCAAUGAGCUUGCUGCUCUGGAGACAUGGAACAAUGGGAAGCCUUAUGAACAAUCACUGAAGGCUGAACUACCAAUGUUUGUGCGUCUGUUUCAUUACUAUGCCGGUUGGGCGGAUAAAAUCCAUGGUCUGACAGUCCCUGCAGAUGGAGACUACCAUGUGCAGGUGUUGCAUGAGCCAAUUGGUGUUGCAGGACAAAUCAUACCUUGGAACUUUCCUCUCGUUAUGUUUGCUUGGAAAGUGGGCCCAGCCCUAGCUUGUGGUAAUACCGUUGUCCUCAAGACUGCAGAGCAAACUCCUCUAACUGCUCUGUACGUGGCAAAACUAUUGCACGAGGCUGGUCUUCCCCCUGGUGUUUUGAAUGUGGUUUCUGGGUACGGUCCAACUGCUGGUGCAGCUCUUGCAGGUCAUAUGGAUGUGGACAAGCUAGCAUUCACUGGAUCAACCGACACCGGAAAAAUUGUGCUUGAAUUGGCUGCAAGAAGCAACCUUAAGCCAGUGACGUUGGAGCUCGGAGGGAAAUCGCCUUUCAUAGUAUUUGAUGAUGCCGACGUUGACAAGGCUGUUGAACUUGCCCACUUUGCUCUGUUUUUCAAUCAGGGACAAUGUUGCUGUGCUGGGUCUCGCACUUUCGUACACGAGCGAAUCUACGAUGAGUUCUUGGAGAAAGCAAAGGCACGUGCUAUGAGACGUACUGUUGGCGAUCCCUUUAAGAAAGGUGUGGAACAAGGUCCCCAGAUCGACGUGGAACAAUUUGAGAAAGUCCUUAGGUACAUAAGAUCUGGAAUUGAAAGCAGGGCCACCCUUGAAUGUGGAGGUGACAGAAUCGGUUCAAAGGGUUUCUUCAUCGAGCCGACCGUCUUCUCCAAUGUUCAGGAUGAUAUGUUGAUAGCGAAGGAUGAAAUCUUCGGCCCCGUUCAAUCCAUAUUGAAAUUCAAGGACAUUGAUGAAGUGAUACGGAGGUCAAAUGAGACGAGGUAUGGUCUAGCUGCAGGAGUGUUCACGAAGAACGGGGACGUAGCCAACAGAAUGAUGAGGGCACUGAGGGUGGGAACGGUGUGGAUCAAUUGCUUCGAUGUGUUCGACGCUGCAAUCCCUUUUGGUGGCUACAAGAUGAGUGGCAUGGGCAGAGAGAAGGGAAUCUACAGUCUUAACAAUUACUUGCAGGUCAAAGCCGUCGUUUCGCCAUUGAAGCACCCUGCUUGGCUCUAAAUCCCUCUCUUCCACUCAACUUCCUCUGCUUUUCUUCCUUCUACAUGCUUUGAAUAAUCGGAGUGUUAUGGAUUGGAUCCGCCACUUAGGUUUGAAUUAAAAGUGCUUUGUUCAUGUCUACAACCAAUCUGCAUGCGGGUUAGUUUUUCAUGUUACUGUAGUACAGGGGCCUAAUAUAAACCUCUUUUGAUGAUGUUUGACACUAAGUUGCAAAGCUUCAAUUUUUGUCAAUUAAAUGAAUUAAAGCGCGUCUCAAUCAAA
This is a messenger RNA of Prosopis cineraria, 2059 nucleotides long. RefSeq names its product aldehyde dehydrogenase family 2 member B4, mitochondrial. The record is from RefSeq and is a predicted model, not a curated record. The coding region runs from base 194 to 1798 and encodes 534 amino acids. Lineage: Eukaryota; Viridiplantae; Streptophyta; Magnoliopsida; Fabales; Fabaceae. Gene Ontology annotation, molecular function: aldehyde dehydrogenase (NAD+) activity. The transcript has 11 exons.